AGAACGAGUAACUGGUUAAGUUCAGUGUUAGGAUUUGAACUGUGGUUAGGUUAACGUUAGGGUUAGGCAUGAUUAAUGUAGGGGACAACGCUUUGUUUAGGCUGUCCAAAUGAAUGGAAGUCAAUGCGGUGUCCUCAGAAGCGCUAACCUGCGUGUGUUUCUGAAAGAAAACACAGUGAACCAAUGUAGACACGAUGAAAUUAUUCAAAAAAAGAAAAAGAAAAGAGGGAAAAAUGUCGUUUUGGUGCCUUGGACGAAGCAGAAGUACGCUACAAGAGAAGUUCAUUGAGCAGAUGCAGCUCCUGAGUGAAGCGUGUGUAAGUGGGAGGGUCUGCAGCACCACUUCACUCACUUAAGCGGCGCAGAGCUCGUGAGUGCCAGUGUGGAUUACAGACAGCACGCAGGUGACUGGACCGAUGAGAUGAUACUAAAACACAGCAGGAGUCCUCUUCUGCUCACCGUCACCUGCAUGUACUUCUCAGGAGGUCUGCUCUGGUCCUACCAAGAAGAGGAUGUCAGUGACGGUGAAGAGUGCUCCGAAAAUAACAUUUCUACAAGUAAAUACCCCUGCGUGAAGACGUCUGGAGCAGUCACGACGUGUUUCAGGAAGAAAUGCUGCAAGGGCUUCAAGUUUGUGUUGGGCCAGUGCAUUCCUGAAGAUUAUGACGUGUGUGCUGGCGCCCCCUGUGAGCAGCAGUGUACUGAUCAUUUUGGUCGAGUUGUGUGCACCUGUUACCCUGGCUAUCGCUAUGACCGGGAGCGCCACAGGAAGCGAGAGAAGCCCUACUGUCUGGACAUUGACGAAUGCGCGGAUAAAAACACGACAGCAUGUCCUCAGAUCUGCGUCAACUCUGUGGGGAGCUACAGGUGUGAGUGUGAGAAAGGCUUCUUCCUUGAAGAAGAUGGUAAAACGUGCACCAACGGGGAGAGAGCAGUGCAUCUCUUUGAGAAAUCCGACAAUGUGAUGAAUGCUGGAACCUGCUCAGCCACCUGUGACGACUUCCACCAGAUCAAGGUGUCUGUUCUGCAGCUUAAGCAAAAGAUGGCCAUGCUGUCAAAUAGUGCAGAUGUCCCUGAGCAGAUGACCAGUGAGAAAAUGCCUGCCAUGUUUUUACCGGGUCCUCCAGGACUCCCUGGCCCUCUAGGAGAUCCAGGACCAGAAGGCCCUCCGGGACUUAAAGGUCCAUCGGGGCCACCUGGCCCUCCUGGUCCUAGGGGCUUAAUGGGGCCCAUUGGACUCACGCCAGACCUGUACCACAUCAAACGUGGCCUUCGAGGACCUGUGGGCACUCCAGGAGCACCAGGAAAGGACGGCCUAAAGGGCGAGAGAGGAGCUCCUGGGCCUGUUGGACCACCGGGCCCACCAGGCUCUUUUGACUUCCUGCUCCUGCUGAUGGCAGACAUCCGUCAUGACAUCGCUGACCUGCAGAGCAAGGUGUACGGCCGACCGAUGCCCUCCCCAGUGGACGACUUUGCUGCGGUUCCCGACGGCUGGAGGGACAACCAGGAGAGUGUAGAUACAGGGUCUGGUGAGGGCGAUGAAGAGGCUCCACCUCGAACAAGCGGAGGCUCCAAGAGGACCAAGAUGAGGAAACGAGCACAAGAAAGAACUGACUUUGACUGAAAUAUUUAAAGAGGGUGGAUUUAAAUACUGUGUUCAGAUGUAAAUACUGUGGCUUGUAUUUUUAUUUAAUUGCCCUGUAAUUUUUUUUUUUUUAUCAUAGAUUUAUUUUUGUAUAAUAUACAGGAUGAUGUGUUUUCUUUUCUUUUUUUUGUUUUUAGCGCCAAAGUCACCAUGGCCUAAACCAGCUGUGGCACUGAAGAUGCUGCAAACCCUUUUGUUUUUGAAGAGAAUUUUAUUUUUCUGUAGAGUAAAUGCAUUUUCUGAGGGUCAUAGCAUCCUUUCACUGAAAUCUGAUGUUGUUAUCUCCCAUGAGGAUACCCCCCAUUUCCAGAAGUUCCACAAAAAGACUACCACUCAAAGCAAAACGUACUUUUGUGCUAAAUGUUAAAUUGCAGCACAUUUGUGGCAUUCACUGUGGAAGGAGAGGUAAGCCACACUAAAGGCGCUGCAGCAGAAACCCUACAUAUACCUGUGUUGCUGAACGAGGCCAGUUCAAAGCUGUCUGCAACUGUAAUUUUGAAUUUCCAUCAGAAAUGUAUGGUUUCUUCACAGCGCCAUUAAACAUGUCACUCAUGUUAACAGU
Solea solea (common sole) is the source of this 2207-nucleotide messenger RNA. It is a transcript of the gene ccbe1, whose product is annotated as collagen and calcium binding EGF domains 1. The transcript is spliced from 11 exons. Gene Ontology annotation, molecular function: calcium ion binding. NCBI's taxonomy places the organism in Eukaryota, Metazoa, Chordata, Actinopteri, Pleuronectiformes, Soleidae. The record is from RefSeq and is a predicted model, not a curated record. The coding region runs from base 422 to 1624 and encodes 400 amino acids.